AUGCGCAUUACUCGUCUUCGGGCAGCUGCAACUCGAUGGGUGGAGACACAAGCCGCAGAGCUGCACGGCGUUUCCGUGCUCGGCUCCUCUCCAGCUUUGGUCUGGGCGCACGGACUUGGAGGCAGCUGCGAGGCGGAUGACGCAAGGGGUGUAGAAGAAAUCUUGGAUCCCGGAAAGUUGGGUAACCGCACCGUCCUGCGGCUCGACCUGCGUGGUCACGGCCGCUCGGCUGGCGCGCACGACCCAGGCCGUGGGCAGCAGCAGUAUACCUGGCCCGAGUUGGCCAAGGACCUGCGGCGAGCUGCCGCAGAUUCUGUGUCCCGGUGCUUUUAUGGCGGCGAAGCAUUGGGAGCCGCGGUGGCGUUGCACGCUGCCGUAGCCGCCACUGCCACAGGCUCUGUGGACGCCCCACCAGGUUUGGUACUGAUGCGGCCGCCGCUGGCCCUGGCACAGGUUGCCCGGGGCGAGGCGGACUCGGCCUGGCAGGAGCUGCUGCUCCGACAAGCUGCGACACUUGAAGCCGAGGGCUUCGAGGGCCUGGAGGCAUUGGAGGCCACACAAAGUGGACGGCCGCUUCUCAAUGGCGCUGCGGCCUUCUUUGCAGAUCCCAACGUCGAGCAGCUUUGCGCACUGCGGCGUGCCAUGAGCAAGGAUGCGCUUGCAGCGGCUGUGCGGGGGCACGCAGAGUCUCAGCAGCCUGAUCUACAGUUGAUAAGCCGCCUCAAGGAGAACCUGGCAAAAGCACCUUCAACCAUGGCAGCCGAUGCCUAUGGUGUGCCGUUGACUCCAGGCUGUCCUGUGCUUCUGCUGGCGGUGGCCGCAGAUGGAGAGCAUCCGGUGAAGGCGGCAGAAGAUCUGGCUUCUGCGCUGCCGAAUGCUGAGCUGGAGGUGGCUGCAGACCUUGCGCAAGCAAGAGCGACAUGGGCCGAGAGGAUCGGCAGUUUCCUUCGUAAAGCAUGGAUGAAAGAAUUUCUGACGAAGCGUAUCAUGCCUCAGUGA
Symbiodinium sp. CCMP2456 is the source of this 999-nucleotide messenger RNA. The record is from the annotation of a GenBank genome assembly. Lineage: Eukaryota; Dinophyceae; Suessiales; Symbiodiniaceae.